Messenger RNA from Dicrocoelium dendriticum, 454 nucleotides. The record is from the annotation of a GenBank genome assembly. Lineage: Eukaryota; Metazoa; Platyhelminthes; Trematoda; Plagiorchiida; Dicrocoeliidae.
UAUAUAUAAUGCAUUGCAUUGGUUCUGGCUUAGCUGAACAGACGGUUCAAACAACUUUAACAACAUGCACGGUUUCAGUGUGUUGCUGUUGCUCUCCGCUUUGACUGCAGUUGGCAUGGCUAACAUGAAUGGACCACCUCCGAGCAUGGAGCAAAUGAUGGACAUGCCUAUGGAACAAUUUAUGAGUAUGAUGUCGGAUCGUAUGGAAGCCAUUAGACCUAAAUUACGAACCAAGAUGUACAACAAGAUGCAGCAAGACGAACUAGGCAAAAAAAUGUUGCAACUUGGUCGAAGCGUUCGUGAAGUGAUGCAUUCUGCGAUGGAGAGGAUGGAGAAGUGUGCGAGAGAGCACUAAUGGAGUCAAGUUCUACGUAACGUUGUGUCACAUCGCUAAUGCCAAAUAAAUCAAGUUGCACUGUCAUUUUUUGUGUGUUGAAUCAUUACAAGCCACCUG